Molecule: messenger RNA, 900 nt
Organism: Penaeus vannamei (Pacific white shrimp)
Lineage: Eukaryota; Metazoa; Arthropoda; Malacostraca; Decapoda; Penaeidae
Source: RefSeq, a predicted model, not a curated record
AUGAAUGAUCUUGAAACUUUGGGAAAAUUGAAGAAUGGUGAUUUCCACUGUGUAACAUGUAUUUGGAACAUCCAUGAGACUGAAUUGUCAGACUUAAAUGAAAGCAUUUUAUGUGCCAUAUAUAAAGGAAUGGACUUGUCCAAAGCAGCCAGUUGCCGGCACCGUGAGGGGCAGGUGACAUCUGUUUAUCCCACUGGUGUGUUUCUGCCUUCUUAUAAGUCUUCCUCAGGAGGAAGACCAGUUGCCCAGUUAUCUCAGGAGACAAACAGGAGAGAAUUUAAAUGUCAAACAUGUGGAUAUCAGGCAAUCAGCGAAUCUAAGCUCACCAUGCACAUAAGAAGACAUACUGGAGAGAAGCCUUUUGUGACCCCGUGGGUAGGCAAGAGCAGGGCGAACUACCAGUGUGAGUCAUGCAGCUACAGCACUCGCAACAGUAAGGAUAUGCGUCGCCAUAUUCGUGUUCACACAGGAGAAAAACCUUUCGCCUGUCCCUUAUGCUCACAUCAGUCGGCUCGCAAGUCCAAUCUGAUAAAUCAUGUCCAGCGAUGGAGGACCAGGGCUGGCGGAACAUGCCAUAGAUGCAGCCACUGUGGAUACCAAGCUAGGGACAAGCUGGACUUGCAGCGACAUACUCGCAUCCAUACAGGAGAGAAGCCAUUUGCAUGUCCAUACUGCCCCCAUCGUUCAGUACCGAGACCUGGACAGAGAGGCAGAACCAGAAUGCCACAGAAGUGUCCAUUAUGUGGCUAUGCAGCUUUCGAUGCUACUGCCAUGCGGCGUCACAUACGCACACACACUGGGGAGAAACCAUUUGCUUGUGAACUUUGUUCAUAUCGCUCUACUCUGAAGACCAACCUCAAACGUCAUAUUGCAAAUAAACACAGUAGUCCUCAGAUAUGA